CCGGGGGAGCCGCCUGAGGCGAGCGAUGGCGGGCGAGGGCCGCCCUCCAUCGAGGACUUCACCAUCGUGAAGCCCAUCAGCCGCGGGGCCUUCGGGAAGGUGUAUCUGGGGAGCCGGACCGGGAAGCUCUACGCCGUCAAGGUUGUCAAAAAGGCAGAUAUGAUCAAUAAAAACAUGACUCAUCAAAUCCAAGCCGAAAGAGAUGCUUUGGCUCUCAGCAAGAGCCCUUUCAUUGUUCAUUUGUAUUAUUCUCUCCAGUCAGCAAAUAACGUCUACCUGGUGAUGGAAUACCUUAUUGGGGGAGACGUCAAAUCGCUGCUGCACAUAUAUGGUUACUUUGAUGAAGAGAUGGCUGUGAAAUAUAUUUCGGAAGUAGCACUAGCUCUAGACUAUCUUCACAGGCAUAAAAUAAUCCACAGGGAUUUGAAACCAGACAAUAUGCUUAUAUCUAAUGAGGGUCACGUUAAACUGACAGACUUUGGCCUUUCCCAGGUGGCUCUGAACCGAGAUAUAAACAUGAUGGAUAUCCUGACCACUCCUUCAGUGGCCAAGCCACAACAAGACUAUUCAAGGACUCCAGGACAAGUGUUAUCUCUCAUCAGCUCCUUGGGAUUUCACACACCCGCUGGAGAGAAAAUGCAAGAGUCUGUUGAAGCUAUGACAAGUCCUGUAGCUGAAAAUGCACAGCUUUCCCAAGGACUGCCUUGUCCAAUGUCUGUGGAACAGAAGGCUGUUACUCCAUAUUCAAAUAAAUUAUUGCAUUCAUGUCUCGAUUCUGCCAUCUUAAAUCCUGGGAUGCCAGUGAAAUGUCUGACGCCCACCCUGCUACAGGUUAGGAAACGAGCUGGUACUUCCAGCGCCAGUAGUCAGUCCCACACUUUUGUGUCCAGUGUGGAAUCAGAAUGCUGCAGUAGCCCCAGAUGGGAAAAAGAUGUACAGGAAAGUGAAGAGUCAACGGAAACCAAGAGCUUAAAGAAAAAGGUCUUGGAGUCAGCCUUUUCUCCAAUUGGUUCGAACAUCCUCCAAGGGGCCAGAAGACUCGAGCUAUGUGAUGCAGGAUCUGCCUCCCUGAUUGCUUCAGAAGCCAAAAAUCUAGUUAGAAAAUGUCUCUCUGAAAAUAAAGCUUGGGAAGCAAGAGAACUCUCCGUCAGCAAGGUUGGUCCAGCUCCUAGUUCAGACCUGUCCACUGGCCAGCUGCCCCAGGAGCGGUCCGUGACUUCUGUCAAAGGCAGUUUGGCUGUGGGACCCACUGGAAGAACUGGUUUGAAAAGGAGUUUUGAUUUUGUUGACGUCAGUCCCUGCCAAAAAAUGAUCCAGAACAAGAAAACUAAUGUGGACUAUCAGCGCGGCUGUGAAAUAAUAGAAUUUCCUCCAAAUCCAAGAACGGGACUAACAACCGAAAUCCAGUGCAUAAUGCUCUCGGGCGUCAAAGGCCUUCAGGAGGAUUUUUGCGGUCAAGAAAAAAAUGCUAGUGAUAUUACCUUUGGGCCACAAACCCCAGGUACAGCGACUGUGCCAGGAAUAGCUAAAAAUCUUUUGUGUGAACUUGAUGAAGAUUGUCUUAAGGAAAGUAAGAAGAAUGAUUUGAGUUGCAGUUUUCUAGGCCCAGAAGAUGGUAGAGCUUUGACAAACUUGAGUAUGGACUCGGAUUCAUCUUUUCCUGGAAUGUCUGUUAUGGAAAUCCCUUUAGAAAAGCCACUUUUAAGUAGAGAUAAGAGCCCUAAAGAGCUCUCCCUUGAGGAAUCCAGAAUUGAAGAUGUGAUGACUACAUCACCAAUCUGUCAGGAAAAUGUAAUGAAACAGGCUAAGGAGUCUGCAGCUAAAGACAUCAAACUUUAUGACAUGUUAGCUCCUUCCUCAUCAGAGGUGGUAAAAGCACUGAACUUAUUUAAAAGAAACGCUGUGGUGUUUCGAAGUUACAACAGUCCAAUUAAUGCAUCCAAUGCAUCGGAACCGUCAAAAAUUAGUAUGACUUCUCUAGAAAGAAUGGAUUUCUCAUCUGUCUGUAGUGGUUCUUAUCCCAUGACUAUUACCCCAGCUCAAAAAAGAAGGUCCUAUAAAAUGAAUGAGACCCCACUUCAGGCGAAGGCAGGAACCCCUUAUAGAACCCCCAAGAGUGUGCGAAGAGGAGCAGCCCCGCUGGAAGAUGGGAGGAUUUUGGGGACUCCAGACUACCUGGCUCCUGAGCUCCUCUUGGGCCAGACUCACGGUCCUGAGGUAGAUUGGUGGGCUCUUGGAGUUUGCUUGUUUGAGUUUCUAACAGGAAUUCCACCCUUCAAUGAUGAAACCCCUCAGCAAGUAUUCCAGAAUAUCCUGAAAAGAGAUAUUCCUUGGCCUCAAGGUGAAGAAAAGUUGUCUGAUAAUUCUCGACAUGCAAUAGGCAUUCUUUUAACUCUUGACAGUGCAAAGAGAGCUGGACUGAAAGAGCUGAAGUGCCACCCUCUUUUUAAAGACGUGGACUGGGACAAUCUGCAGAACCAAACUAUGCCGUUCAUUCCCCAGCCAGAUGAUGAAACUGACACCUCCUAUUUUGAAGCAAGAAACAAUGCUCAACACCUGACUGUGUCUGGGUUUAGUUUAUAGUAAUGAAAACCUAGAAAUCUGUUCACGUUUUGCACAUUUAUAGCUUCUUCUACGGGUUGGACCGAUAUUUUAAAGACACUUCUUUUCAGCUGGAUCAAUCUGCUUUUAGUUUGCAUUGUUGAGGAGGCUUAAAGAAUAUUAUCAGGUUAGUCAGGUAAAUGAUAUAGGUCUAGAUUUAAAAUUCCUUUAUUUAUUCUGUUAAGUGCACCUUACACCUACUGAUAAAAAGCUGUAAUGACACAAUCACUUUAGAGAGGGGAUGUGGAUUCCUCCCUCACUUUUUCUGCUGCUGUUACAUUCAGGUUCUAGUAUCGUAUUGCUAUAAGCAAAAAGAAAGGCAUGGCUGCAUUUAAAUGUUAAUUUCGUUGCAUGUGGCUGGCAAGUCACCUAUGAUUUCUUGGAAAAUAGUUUAAAACUAUCCUUU
This is a messenger RNA of Tachyglossus aculeatus (Australian echidna), 3007 nucleotides long. It is a transcript of the gene MASTL, whose product is annotated as microtubule associated serine/threonine kinase like. The transcript is spliced from 12 exons. Gene Ontology annotation, cellular component: nucleus. Bases 160 to 2583 code for a protein of 807 amino acids. Lineage: Eukaryota; Metazoa; Chordata; Mammalia; Monotremata; Tachyglossidae. The record is from RefSeq and is a predicted model, not a curated record. Gene Ontology annotation, biological process: intracellular signal transduction; peptidyl-serine phosphorylation. Gene Ontology annotation, molecular function: ATP binding; protein serine/threonine kinase activity.